AUGUUUCACAUUCCAGAUGCAAAAAGAAUCCGUCGUGAGGACCUAGUCUCUCCGGACAACUCUGACAGCGAUGGAGAUGAUGACCAGAUCCGAGCGCAGCUCCACGCUCAGCUAGAGAGGACCCUAGGGCUGGACCUCGGUGCGCACCCUCUGACGCCGGACAGCCCUCCAAAACCAGCACGUCAGGCUGAGCAAGAGCAAGGGCAAGGGCGAGGACCGAAUGACGACGACGGAGACGACAGAGGAGAACGAGAUGCCGACCAGGCGGGGUACGACUUCUGCCUCUUCGCCGGCGAAGAAGCAUCCGCCAACAAGGUCAUACUCGAAGACGACGGCGGGCCGAAAGGUGAGGGGGCAAUCAUCGCACCCCGGCCGUCGUCGUACUACGUCGGUGCCAAGCUCACGGCCGAGGAGAAGGCGGCGGCGGCGGUGACGGGGGACGACAUCCUGGCGCGGUCCGGCUGGAGGGCGUGGAGCAUGGAGAUGCCGUGGAAGGUGACGCACGUCACCGUCACCAGGAAGGGGGGAGCCGUCGUCGGGGAACAUGAGGCAGAGACGGAUGGGACGACGACGGGGACGAGGAGGACAAGGGUGGGGAAGAAGAGGAGGAUCGCCCUGCGACUCAGGGAGAGGGCGGAGAGGUCCAGACUCGAAGAGGCGGCGAGGAAGGAGGAGGAGGCGCGUAAGAGAUUGGGAGAGAAGGAGGAUCACCUCAGGGAGAAGAAGAAGAGGCUGAAUAGGGUCAAGAAGUUGAGGAAGAGACAGAAGGAGAGGGAGAGGAAGAUUGCUGCCGGGGAGGCAGUGCCUGAUGAGGCCGAUGAAGCAGAAGUUUCUGAUUCUGAAUGA
This is a messenger RNA of Geosmithia morbida, 846 nucleotides long. RefSeq lists its product as uncharacterized. The record is from RefSeq and is a predicted model, not a curated record. The transcript has 2 exons. Lineage: Eukaryota; Fungi; Ascomycota; Sordariomycetes; Hypocreales; Bionectriaceae. Bases 1 to 846 code for a protein of 281 amino acids.